Messenger RNA from Acanthaster planci (crown-of-thorns starfish), 11204 nucleotides. RefSeq names its product pyruvate dehydrogenase phosphatase regulatory subunit, mitochondrial-like. The record is from RefSeq and is a predicted model, not a curated record. Gene Ontology annotation, cellular component: mitochondrion. Gene Ontology annotation, molecular function: protein binding. NCBI's taxonomy places the organism in Eukaryota, Metazoa, Echinodermata, Asteroidea, Valvatida, Acanthasteridae.
CUACUGCGGACUGAGCUACGGUAGCUGCUAAGCUUUUGUUUCUCGCAAAGUUACGGCUGCAGUUGUCACUAGUCAGUUUCGGCUUCUGAAUCGUUUGGGUGUCCAAAAAGCGAGACUGUAUCCUUUCCCCAUGGGUGCAAUCGCUUUGCCGGCCUUUGCUCUUGUUUUAUUGCGUACUUUUGUCAGGGGCGGUGGCACACGUACACCUGUACCGGUACCGUACGUGCGCACCUAACGUUACACGUCGCCUGCCGCCAGUUGGCUGGAAGGGCAUUCGUUGUUCCUACAGGUGUUUCAUUCCUCCAUGCUUCAACAGGCCAACUUCAUUGACAGUAACAUGUUUGAAGCUGACUCGCAUCUUAUUUCUUCACUUCACGACGCUAGAAUAAAACACACGAAGUUAAAGACUGAACCAUGUUGCGUGUCCGGUCACUAUCACAUCAUCUGAGUGGUUGCCUGAGAUUCCUCAAGUGCCACACACCUGCUGCCCAGUCCGUAGGCCUAGUUCACAUUAGGUAUCGUCAUGCCAGCGCGGGGUCAACCGAGCAAAGCCAAACAGUCGAUGCCGUCCCUCAGCAGGCUCGGGUGGUGAUCUGCGGAGGGGGCAUAGCGGGCUUAUCGGCUGCCUACAACCUGGCCAAACUGGGGCUGACCGAUGUGGUGCUUCUAGAACAAGGGAGCUUCACCUGUGGAACGACAUGGCAUGCUGCAGGGCUAGUUGGCCUCAUCAGGAAACACAACUUGGUUUUUGCCCUAUCCAAAAUGAGCGCCAACCUGUAUGAAACAUUGGAGGAAGAGACGGGACUUAGCACAGGAUACAGGAAAACGGGAUCUGUCAUGCUGGCCCAGACCAAGGAUCGCAUGAUAGACCUCAAGAGAAAUGCCGCCUUAGCCAAGACACGGAAUAUAGAUCACACACUGCUGGCACCCUCGGAGGUCAAUUCCAUUGUGCCGUGGGUCAGAACUGAUGACCUUGUGGGGGCUUUACAUGUGCACGGUGAUGGUAUAACCGACCCGACAAACACAGCACUGUCUCUGGCCAGAGGUGCCAAGAAUCGAGGUGUCCAGCUUUUGGAAGGAGUCCAAGUCAAGGGCGUGCUGUCAGAGAAUGGCAAGGUCUCUCAAGUUCAGACAUCCCUGGGUGAUAUCAAAUGUGAAUACUUUGUCAAUGCGGCCGGACAGUGGGGACGAGAUGUAGGUCUGAUGAGCCAGCCAGAAGUCAACGUUCCAGUGCACUCCACUGCACACGGAUAUCUGAUCACCAAAUCGCUACCUGGGCUUGAUGUCAAAACUCCAUAUGUAAGGGAUGUAGAUAGUUAUAAUUACAUUCGGGAAUGGAGCGGGGGUCUGAUGUGUGGGAUGUUUGCCCCUAAUGCUAAACCCAUCUUCCAUGAGGGGAUUCCUGAGAAGUCUGCAUUCAUCUCCCUUGCUGAGGACUGGGACCACAUUCAGUAUCACCUGGAUGGUUUCCUUCACCGGGUCCCGGUGGCAGAGAAGAUGGAGGUCAGACAGCUGUUUGUGGGGGCCGAGUGUUUCACCCCCGACCUCUUGUUCUUAUUCGGAGAAGUUGCAGAGAUGCGGAACUACUACCUAAUGACAGGGUUCAACUCCCUUGGUAUAACCAUGUCUGGUGGCUUGGGUCAACUCUUGGCCGAACUGAUCGUUCAUGGCGAGACUUCCCUGGGGCACUGGCCAGUCAACCCUCAGCGCUUCUCUCCUCUUCAGAACAACAAGGCGUACCUCAGAGACAGAGUCACAGAAAUUGAAGGGACCAACUACAAGCUCAUGUAUCCUCACAACCAGUACAAGACAGGAAGAAAGCUACGCUGUACCCCACUGUAUGCCAGGCUAGCCCAGGCAGGGGCGGUGUUUGGAGAAAUGAUGGGGGUGGAGCGACCCAAAUGGUACAUGGAAGAGGGAGACACAGAGGAAUUCGUGGAGGACGUUCAGCGAGGGACGUUUGGCAAGCCAGGCUGGUUUGACAUGGUCAAGGCUGAGUACUGGGCCUGCCGGGAGUCAGUCUGCGUCAUGGACAUGUCCUCUUUCACCAAGUUUGAGCUGGAGGGGAAAUCAGCUACCUCACUGCUGCAACACCUGUGCGCUAAUGACAUGGAUGUUCCCAUAGGCGCGGUGGUGCAUACUGGUAUGCUCAACGAGAGAGGUGGCUAUGAGAAUGACUGCAGUGUGGCUCGUCUGGAUGAAGACAGGUAUUUCCUGAUAUGUCCCACCAUCCAGCAAGUCAAGGGAUAUCACUGGAUUGCCAGACACCUUCCUAAAGAUGGCUCGGUCAAGCUACAGGAUGUGACCAGUCAGUACACCGGUCUGAAUGUCCUAGGACCAAAGGCCAGAGAUGUCCUACAGAAGUUGACCAGCACACCGCUGAGUGCGGCCAGCUUCAAGCCGUUCUGUCACAAGGAAAUCAAUUUGGGUUUCACCACUGGAAUUCAUGCCAUGACCAUAACGCAUGCUGGCGAGGAUGGAAUGUUGCUCUACAUUCCCAAUGAGGGUGCUGUGCACGUCUAUGACAUGCUGAUGAAAGCUGGCCGUGACUACGGUAUACGGCCCGCGGGCUAUCAUGCACUGCGAUGGCUUAGGAUAGAGAAAUGCUACGCCUACUGGGGAGUAGACUUCAACAACGAGCACACACCGUUUGAAAUCGGCCGAGAAAUGAGAGUGAAAUUCAACAAGGGAAUAGAGUUCAUAGGUCAAUCGGCGUUGCUAAGACAACAAGAAGAGGGCAUCCAUCGCCGACUGACGGCCUUCAUCUUAGAGGACCACAAAGUGGACCGUGACCUGUGGUGUUGGGGUGGGGAACCCAUCUACCGCAACGGUCAGCCGGCCGGAAUGACCACGUCCAGCAGCUUUAGCCCCACCCUGGGAUCCAUGCUGUGUCUAGGCUGGCUGAGCAAUACCGACCGUCAGACGGGCCAGACCCACGAGGUCACUCACGACUACGUGACCAAGGCCAAGUACGAGAUUGACGUUGCUGGCCACAUGUUCCCAGCCAAGGCCAACCUCUACCCACCUAAACUGGUCACCAAGCAGCCACUCCACGGUUGAACUUGGCUGAAGUGGCACACUGUCCUGUGUCCAAAAUGGGGUGUGUUGGAGGGUUGGGAAAUAUGCUUCAGGAAGGGACCAAAAAUAGUGUAUUUUUACAAACCGUUGACAUCUGUUUUGUGGGCACUCACUUCAUGCUCAAACAUAUUGGUAGUGUAAUUAUGGAAAUUAGGUGCUGAUCUAUAGCCAUUACGGCAGCUAUGAUAUUCUUCCUAUUUGUAAUCGGAUUUCAGAUUUUUUUCCCUUCUUUUAGUUCAUAUUAUUUCAUCCAUUUUUAAUAUUUUGUAUUGUAUUCAGUAUAUUUCUUAAAGAUGUGCCGGAAACUGUUUCCCUUUUUUGUCCAUCCGGGUCAAAUAAUCAAGCCCGUCAAGAGGGCAAAUUCAUUGUGGGAACACAAUUCCCUCCCCCUCGAGUUGGUUGUGAGUUUCCUAACAAAAGAAAUUGUCACCGCAGCCUACCUCCAUUACUUUCUCUCAUUUUUUUCCAGUUCGACAACUCAUCCAAGCUGGAUUUUUUCCAAGGAAGAUUUCCUGCACUGUUCCUCUUUAUUUAGCCACAAUAAGCCUAUACUCAAAAUGCUUUGGAAACAUUUUUUUUCUUGAUCAGGGAAUCACUUUGUGGGCCUCUUCCAACCCUACCUUAUUUCAGAUUUUCUUUGUUCGGAGGUCCGCAAGGGGUAUGUAAGGCUAGCACACGCGCACUGAUGAACAAGGCAGAAACGCAAUGCCCAUUCGAAGUUGCCCGCCUGGCCUGAAAAAAAAAUCUCAUCUGAAAAAUAAAAGAGGAGUUUUAUAAAAAAAAAGCGUUUUAUCCCCCUUUAACUUGGUGUGCUGCGAGACCGAAGUCUAUGAAAGUUCCUUCCUCAUCUCUGAAUUAGUUUGCUGGAGUUCGUUUGCUUUCUUAACGGGAAUAUGCAUAUAUUAUUUGUUCACUCCUAACCCCAUGGUGUAAGAUGGGUAUGUUCCACAACUGCUGGCCAUCUGCCUUGUGCCCAGGCUGCUGAGGGCGCUAGUAUCGUGAUCGUGAUCAGUAUACUGCACAAAUCGCCCCAGAUAUGGCUGUUAACGUGCAGUCCCUCAUGCAUUGCCCCCCAUUGUCUAAAUUUUAUCUAACGUUACCUUGAACGUUUUCACAUCUGGUGCUGAUUUGAUUGCAGGUGGCAAGGCAUUCUACUCAUGAAUAGUACGAGGAUACAGUGACUUCUUGUAGCAGUCUUUAUUAGUUUGGGGGAUGUUAUAAUUCAAAGUAUGAGUUGCACGUUUAGUCCUUUUACAUUGGUUAGUGAGAAGAUGACUAUUAUUUUGUCGGGUAAGCCUGUGAGUUUCUUUGUGAAUGGUGGUCAAUCUUGCCUUCCGUCUUCGUAAUUCCGGGGUUUCCCAGAGUUCUGAAAUCAUAUCUGUGACACUGCUCGUUCUUGUGUUGUCGUUUUUGACGAAUCUAGUAGCGCGUCUUUGCACUUUUUUCCAGGCAAUCUAUACGUUUACUUUGACGAGGAUCCCAAAUUGAGGUCGCGUAUUCUAACGUUGGUCUAACCAGCGUCUUGUAGGCUGCAUCUUUUACUCGGGGCUUGCAGUUCCAAAAGUUUCUUUUAAUCAGUCCCAGUAUUUUGUUGGCAGUACUGGCCGUGUGAGUAAUGUGCUUUGCCCAUGUCACGUCAUGAGUCAACCCAUCUCCCAAAUAUGUACGGUGGUCAAUGAGGUGCUCAGGCUGAUAUUGUAGAGGAUUCCUCUUGUGACUUACAGACAUGGUGAAACAUUUGGACGUACAUGUAUUGAAUGUCAUUUGCCAUACAGACUUCCAAGUGCACAGGGAAUUGAUGUCCUCCUGAAGAGCAUGGCAAUCCUUUUAUGUUUUUAUUCGUCGAUAUAGAACUAAAUCAUCAGCAAACAGCCAUAUAUUCGAUGUGAAUGUAACUGGUAAAUCAUUGAUAUAUGCAUGGAACUGGCCCAAGGACAGUUCCCUGUGGAACUCCAGAAGCUACACGAGAGCUUUCUGAUUAUUCUCCAUCGAUGAUAACACUUUGGUGUCUAUCUGUGAGAAAAAUUUCUAUCCGUUGCGUCUGAUGCCAACUGUCUAAGCUUACCUAGUAGACGUCGAAGGGGAAAAGUUCAAAACUCAAAAGCUGUGCUGGACUCCAUCAUACAAAGAUGAAUCUGACCUUGGUUGUCAAGUGUUUGAUACAAAUCGUUGGUGAGACCUGCAAUUUGAGUUUCACAUGAUGAUCUACGCCUGAAGCCAUGUUGUUUAUCCGAUAGUAAGAAAUGUGUAUCAAAGUGAGCCAUAAUGUUGCUAACAAUGAUGUGCUCCCGUUGCUUACAUAAUGUAGUGGUCAUGGAAACAGGACUACAAUUGGAUGGGACGGAUCUGUAACCUUUUUUGAACACAGGUGUGACAUUCGCAUUUCGCCAAUCUUGUGGUAAUAUACCCAUUGACAGAGACUUUAAAAAACUUUCUGAAGAAUUGGUGCUAUUGCUGUAGAAUGUUCCUUCGGGAUCUUUGCUGGGAUGUAGUCAGGACCUGUAGCUUCGUUCACAUUCAUUUUUUUUAGGAGUUCUUCAAUGCCUGCAGUAGUAAUUUGGAUAUCUGGCAUAUCUGGAACCGUGUUAUUUAGAGUCAGCAAAUUUUGUGUGUUUUCAUUCGUGAAAACUGAACAGAAAGGUUUAUUCGGGACCUCCGCCUUUUCUUUGGCACGUGAUAUCUUGUGCCUCAUUACCUGUAAAGGGCUGACACCAAAUACCUCGCGGCGGAUGGAUUUGACAUAACAACAGAAUGGUUUUGUGUUGUCGCUUGGGAGACUAUCCCCGAUAUUAUGGAUGUAUAUCUUUGAUGAAGUUUUCUCAGCUCUCAUUUUGCCGUCUCAUUUCUUCGAAUUUAUCCCCGUUCUCAAAAGAGCCCGAGCAUUUAGCUCUAUCAUACAACCUUUUUUUUUUUUUUUUUUUUUUUUUUUGCAUUUCUUUCUCAUCCUGUUGGUCAUUCAUGGCAACUUAACUUUACAGUUGCUCGUCUUUGGUGGAACAUGAGCAUCUGUAGAUUUCGGCAAAACACUUGUUAAAUCAGACCAAAUAUUGUCUAUGUCCUCCUUGUUGAUGUAAUCGUUUUUAAGUAGAGAGUGAAAGGUAUCCAGGUCAUAUAUUUGCAUAGAUGAAGAUUUUUUGUUUUGGGUUUGUGAUCCAUUUAGGCUGGACGGAUGCUGUGACAAUGACAAUAUUGUGAUCACUGAUACCAGCAGACACUGAUUUUACAAAUGACGGGUCAUUGGUUCAUAAAUCAAGAAUGUUACUACCCCUGGUAGGCUGUAGCACAACUUGUUGGAGGUUAUGAUCCUGUGCUAUAUCCACCAUGAGUUUGCUUGGCCCAUGGUAUCUUCCGCUUGGUUUGCAGCUUGUUUGGUCCCAAGAUAAACCUGGUACAUUGAAAUCCCCCAGAAACCAGAUUGAGGCUUUUUUUAAAGGAAUUUUGUGCAGUAAAUCAUCCAAAAGUUUCAUGUACUCGUUAUCAAUCUUUUGAGAGCGAUAAAAGGCACCUUUGUAGACUGGAGCUAUACCUUCUACCUGUAUGCUGACCCAUGAUUCUACCUCCAUGAUUGUACAGUCAGGUUGAUCAAGGUGACCUCCGUCUUGCGCAAUCAAAGUUUUGUUGACAGCGAUGAAGACUCCUCCAUGGGGCCCACCAUUGUGAUCUUUACUAAAGACUUGGAAACUUGAAGGAAACUUGAUGGAAAAAUUUCCCUUGUGGUCAGUUUGGAGUUUAACCGUGAUUCAGUCUCCACAAUGACAUCAGGUGUAUGUUUAUCAACUAAACCCAGAAAACUAGACAACCUAGCACGCACACUUUGGCAAUUACAUGUACAUGUAAUAAUAAUUUUGAGAGGGCGCUUUAUCUCGGCAUCUGGCUUUAUACGGGACCUGCCUGAAGUCUUAGCUUCUUUGCGGCGUGUUGGACUAGAUGAUCUAACUGGAGCUCCCAUUGCUAUUGCCGCUCAUGUUUUUUUCAUUUUGUACCAUCUCAUUUGUGUAGUGCUUUUGUCCCAGUUAAUCAGCUGUUAAUCAGUGCUGGUCAAACCCAAGGACAAAUAGCAAUCCAUGGGUACCAGUUACUGAUGUCAGUACAUGUAUACAAAACACAGCACCACAGCCGAUUAGGUGUGUUAACUGUGUCUCACAAUUGUUUCUCUGUACUUUGUGCAAUUUUCUGUCAAGAAACUUCUUGAAAUAUGUCCGAUAUUGAUAAUAUUGAGUUCUCACUUUUGUUAAUAAUGGCAGGGAAUUGCAGAAAUGCCCCAGUUAGUGCUAUUUUUCUAAGAUAACAGAAAAAGAAAAGACUGGAAUCAGGCUAGAAGAAACUACUCAUCAUAUUUUUAAUCUGUUAAUAAUUAAACACACAAUUAAAUAAGGUGUUCAGGGCCUAAUAGUAUGUGUGUAGAUUUGCACAAUUUGAUUGUAAUGUUUAUAAAAUUGUAGAUUGCACAAUAUCUCCAUUGCACCUCAUAAUCAUUGCUGAUAUAAUUCAUUAAUAACUUGUUCUCGGCAGAAUACAACCUUUAAGCCAUCUAUUAAUUUACGUAGUUCUGUUUCACUUUGCACUCCUCUCUUCUAUUUUGUCACUGCUCACUGGAUGAGCGUACAUAUUUCUAUCUUACAUGUCUCACUUUAUCCCCCAUCUUAUAUUUCCAAUCUGCUCCAAGCAGAAGCACCCCCCCCAUUGCUUGAAAAGAGCCGUGUAGGUCGGGGUGUUUACUUUGUUGGUAGCGACGCGACCGCAACACGUGCAUUUCAAAGUCGUUCGGCCAGCGAAGUUUCCUUUCGACCAAAGGAGCCUCCCUUGCUAGGAAAAUCGGGCCUUCUCUUAGUCCAUAUGGAGGCUCAUUGGCUCCAACAGUUCUCCUCUUUUUUCCUUCGACAUAGAGUGUUGCUAGGAUCAAGACGUCAUGCCCGCUAACCGUUUUAGAGCUUCAAAAUUUGAUAUAGGUUUUUUCACACGCCAAGUUGUCAGUUUCGAUCACUGCAAUUUUUUUACCAUUUCAAUAUAUUGCUUUUAUUACCAGUGGUAUCACUAGUAUGAAUGCAUCGGCCGAGUGUGCAAACUUUUUUUUUCACACGGGGUUGCUGACAGCAAUUGAUUAAACUGUGACUUCUACAUAGCCUUGUACACACAUGCUCUUGAUACUGGCAAUUUAUCUCUAAAACAAAGUACUGUUUUAACUUUUUGUCCGUAUUCGAGAGAAUCGUAAAUGUUAUAUACCUAUUUUAAUCAAUUGUGUAAUUUUUUUUCAAGGAAUUGAAAUCGGUACCGCCAUUUGGUUGGCAUGGAAGAUGAGGAUUGUUUUACAAAUGAAAAAAAAAUCGGACAGUCCGUUCCAUUAAUGCUGUGCAUUAUAUUUUUGAAAAUGCCGUGCACGCAUCAUUAUGUAGGCCUAUAUUUCAAACAUCCAACUCUAUUUGUUCAUUAGAAGGGCAGGUUUUUGUGACAAAGUUAACUGACCAUCAAGUCGUAUCCAUAUGUUACGGAAGCGUACAGAAGCGUUUAAGUACGGAAGCAUAGAAGAGUCACUUGCAGAAAAGUUUUUUUAGUUACUAGAUAGCUCAAGUUAAAUCAUUGAAUGAGCAUCUCGCCGCGAUGAGUUAUACAGUCUUGCCGCAGCGAAUGUCAUAAGUUCUAUUCAGCGUGACAAUUUCAAAUGUAUCUUUAAGGUGAAAUGCAGUGAGUGAGAGCUGGUUUCAGAUUGCUUCUGGGGAUGUUACAUUUCAACACGGCCUGUUUUCCAACCCAAAAGAAAGGAAAUCUUAUUUUGGGGUGUGAAUUUCCACAUUCAGAUGAGAGGUAGACUGUUUUUAAUUCCUUCUUACAUUUUCAUAGUGCCAAAUAGAAGCAAGCGGACUUGAAAGUUACAUUUGAAAUUUCCUUAGUCGAAAUUUAUUAAUUUUUAGUACUUAAACGGGAACGGGAAACGGGAUUAGCGGGUUGUGUAACUUCAGCGUGUGCACUGUUGUAUGAAGGUGUUGGAUCUCGUGGCGGUGCGGGGUUGUGGAAUUGGCGGGAAACCUUGGGUUCGGGUAUAGGAUACCCUGAUGCCAAGGGAGGGGGUGGCUUCGUGUAGAGAAGACCCUAACGCCUGGAGUGGGUGGAAUGGGUUUCGGGUAUAGGGGACCCUACUGCCCGGGAGUGAGUAGGUUUUUGCCCAGUUAAUGGUGAGGCCGAUUGGUGAAGCCGUUCCACGGAGAGCACGCUGAGGGCCUCAGCGAUAGUAUCUGAGGGCUCUACAUAGAUUACCACGUCAUAGCACGAGUCAGUCACUUGGACAUGGUAGUUGACACCAAGGUUUGGACACCGCUCCAGAGACUGCUGAGCCAGUAAUCCACACCAACAUUGAACAGGUUUGGGGAGGCCACACAUCCCUGUCGCACACCGGAGGUGGUGGAAAACGGGUCUGAUAGAGCUCUCUCGGCCCUGACUCUGCACGUGGUAUUUGACUACAGAGCCUGGAUAAGCCCGAUACAUUUUGGAGGGACUCCAAUUCCCUGCAUCAGGAGCCAGAGAGCGUCUCAGUCAAGCGAAUCGAACGCAGCCUUCAGACCUAUAUGUAGGCUGCUGGAAGGGGACGCUGAAAUUCCCUUCAUUGCCCUGCCAGGACUCGCAGGGCUAAGAAACUAUUGGUAGUGGAUCUACAUGGGGGUGAAUCCUCCUUUCUGGGGUAGCCGCCUGGACAGAAGGAGAGGCCGGAUUCACUGAAGGAUUAGAGAGGAGACUAUACCUUUGUGGGAAUGGAGAGGAGUGUAAUUGGGCGAUAGUUAGCCGGACCCCUGACGUCUCCUUUGUUCAAAUAGAGGGAUACUAUAAAUUCCUUCCCUCCAUUCAGGUGGAAAGGCUCCGAUUCCCAGAUUCUACCACAGAGGUUGGUCAGCCUGGGUGCCACUGUGUCCAAGGAGGCCUUCAGCAUCUUGGUAUUGAUUCCGCCUGCACUUGCAGCCCGACCGGAAGUCGGCUUUUUUAUGGCCUUCUUGACUUCGAAUGUAGAGGGUGGAUUCAAUGACACAGUCUCAUCUGGGGAGCCUGAGCUGGCGAAGUCUUGGAGGCCGAGGGAUGGUGGAGGGGGAGGCUUGUUCAGGGCAGUAGAGUAGUGCUCGCACCAGCGGGUUGAUUUCGCAGACGCCUUAGUCAAGAUGGAGCCAUCCGAUCCCUCGCAGAGGAUAGGACCGGUGUGGCGUCGUUGAUACGAUGAGUAGAGUUCCUUUAUCCGCUUCUAUAAAGAACGCAUGUUGCCAUGGUGGAUCGCAUCCUCAGCAGAGCUGGCUAUCUCCUCAAGCCAUUGUGAGCGAUCUUCUCGCAGCUUCCUACGACACUGUCUAGCAGCAUCUCGGUGUGCCUUUCUGUCGCCCGUUAGUCUGAUUUUACGGCAGCGUUCUACCUGGUUCAGUGUACCUGCAGUGAUCCACGGUUGGUUCUUUUUGCGACGAUUCCCAAGAGCAGUCAUUGCUGCUGAGACCAAUGUGGAGAAGAGUUGAGUCCAAGCCUUGUCCAUGGAUGUUGGCUCAUGGAGAGCAUCAAACCUGUUUUGACUUCAGUGGCAUACUGCUUCGCAUAUGCUGGUAUGUGUAACUUGUCGUCGUCAGGGUGCUGUCGCAGGUGGGGUGUUGUCCGAGGCCGACAGCGAAGAUGCAGUUUCAACAUGGCGGCGACAAGACGAUGGUUUGUGUGACCCAGUCCUGCACUAUAUACGGAAUGCUUGGCAAUCUGUAAUGACUUGCCAUCGACCAGUGAUUAAAAUAUGGUCGAUGGUCUUGGACACAGUGCAAAAUCCAGAUAGCGUCGGUGCCGAUGUCUUGGCGAGUCCGAAGAGGUGGCGGUCCCACGGAGAAUAAGGGGUGUCGAGAAGCUGGCCCGGUGGAGAGGCGAAUUGGGUUGGCUCCCAAAAUAGUCACCUGCGGAAUCGUACUCUGUAUCGACAGAGCACGUGGCAAGAUGGUGCGAGUACAGAAAGUCAAUAAAUGUGUAUAAGGAGUCGGCUCUUGUUCCUAGCUGAACAACAGAAAGUGCAAGGAGAACUCUGGGAUGGUACUCGCACUUAAGUCUUCUUCGCUUGUCUUUUUUACUUCUUUUUUUACUUUUAUUUUUACAUUUAUCUUUUGAUUUUUCAGUUAUUAUAU